AAACAAAUUAUUAAUUUUAAUGUCGCGUGUGUGUGUACGUGUGCACGAACUUUGGUGCUACGGGGCCAUACCCGUUUGUGUGAAUUUACCCUUUUUACGACCGUUCGCGCACCAAAAUACGAUUGCGCACAGUUAUUUCGCAGUUCAGUUAAACUACCCGGAGUACGUGUUCGGCCCCAUUGAUGGUCGUGAUGAUGGUAAUGGUGGACUCCGGACGCCGCGUCGUGCACUUCCGUUGUGCAAGGGUUGUCGUACGUCGUUCCGAGCUCGUUUUCUCGCUCCGUACGUCAUCAUCACGGUUUCACGGCACACAGUUGGUUAAAAUCGCAUUUGUAGGUGGACAACACUUGCUUUCCAACAUUUGGUAAAUCUUGAUAAAUGUUACACAAUUAUCUCUACCGUAACACGCACCGUUCGAUUUGUUGUCGAAAAAAAAAUUGAUUUAUUUCAACGGCAAAGUGAUGUUGAAAACGAUGUUAGAGACGGAAUGAAUUCGCGCUAUUCACUUGUAUUUAUUGCGGUGAACAUUUAAUAUAAUAUCAGUUUUAUUUAACGAUAGCUGA
Sipha flava (yellow sugarcane aphid) is the source of this 563-nucleotide messenger RNA. RefSeq lists its product as uncharacterized. The coding region runs from base 20 to 322 and encodes 100 amino acids. Lineage: Eukaryota; Metazoa; Arthropoda; Insecta; Hemiptera; Aphididae. The record is from RefSeq and is a predicted model, not a curated record. The transcript is spliced from 2 exons.